Molecule: messenger RNA, 1374 nt
Organism: Linum tenue
Lineage: Eukaryota; Viridiplantae; Streptophyta; Magnoliopsida; Malpighiales; Linaceae
Source: the annotation of a GenBank genome assembly
AUGGAUUCAUCCCUCUCCGACGCCGACACGCCGCUCCUCCGCCGUGGCCAGUGGUGGCGCAGUCAGCUCCGCCUCAAAACAAACCUAUUCUCCGAAAUGUCCGGCGCCGUCGGCGACCUAGGCACCUUCAUCCCAAUCGUCUUAACUCUCACCCUCGUCUCCCACCUCGACCUCUCCACAACCUUAAUCUUCACCGCCCUCUACAACAUCCUCACCGGCCUCCUCUUCGGCGUCCCCAUGCCCGUCCAGCCCAUGAAAUCCAUCGCCGCCGUCGCCGUCUCCGAGACCCCUCACCUCACCCCUUCCCAGAUAGCCACCGCCGGGCUCUCCACCGCUGCCACUCUCUUCAUCCUCGGAUCCACCGGCCUCAUGUCCUUGCUAUACCGCUACCUCCCUCUCCCCGUCGUCCGCGGCGUCCAGCUCUCCCAGGGCCUCUCCUUCGCCUUCUCCGCCGUCAAGUACAUCCAAUUCAGUCAAGAUUUCGUCGCCUCCAAAUCCACCACCGCCAGGUCCUGGCUCGGCCUCGAUGGACUGAUUCUCGCCCUCUCCGCCCUCCUCUUCCUCGUCCUCACCACCGGCUCCGGCUCCGACGGCGGCUGCGGCUCCAGCACUUCCAGCGGUGAGACCAGAUCUCGCCGCCGGGUCGCGAAUCGGAUCCGGAUCCUCUCCGCAAUCCCCGCCGCGCUGAUCGUGUUCCUACUCGGAUUAGUCCUCUGCUUCAUCCGGGACCCGGGGAUCUUCUCCAACCUGAAAUUCGGUCCGUCCCCGAUCCGAUUGCUGACAAUCACAUGGGACGAUUGGAAAAUUGGGUUCCUAAAAGGCGCGAUCCCCCAGAUCCCCUUGUCAAUUCUCAACUCCGUAAUCGCCGUCUGCAAACUCUCCACUGACCUUUUCCCCGACAGGGACUUAUCGGCGGCGAGGGUUUCAAUCUCCGUGGGAGUGAUGAACUUCGUCGGGUGCUGGUUCGGAGCCAUGCCGGUGUGCCACGGCGCCGGCGGGCUGGCAGGGCAGUACAGGUUCGGAGCGAGGAGCGGGCUGUCGGUGGUGAUUCUGGGAUUGGGGAAAUUGGUGAUUGGGCUGGUGUUCGGGAGCUCGUUUGUGACGAUUCUGAAUCAGUUCCCGAUCGGGAUUCUGGGGGUGCUGCUGCUGUUUGCAGGGAUCGAGUUGGCGAUGGCGUCCAGGGACAUGAACACCAAGGAGGAUUCGUUCGUGAUGCUGGUAUGUGCGGCGAUUUCUUUGACUGGGUCCAGCGCUGCUUUGGGGUUCGUCUGUGGGAUUGUGCUGUUUCUAUUGCUCAAGCUCAGAAGCUGGGAUUGCUUUCUCAAGCCUAAUGCUGGGGAAGACGAAGAUGAAAACUCGUGUGCGGUUGCUUAG